AUGCAAACAUCCUCGUUCUUGGCUUGGUCGAACGCCCCAGGCGCAUCUCUUCAAGAGUUUUUCGGACGAGGACUGCCAGAGCUUGGAUUUCCAGAGCCAUCCCAACAGCUGGCGUUCCAUUCGGGAUCCCAGCCACUCUGUCCGACGGGCACCUCCUCUCUAAUAAUCUUCGAUCUCUCAGAAGCCGAGCAGCGAUCGACACUCAAGAACCAAUUACUCUCAUCAUCAAAGAUCACUCAAGAAUACAAUUCGCUCCCAGAGCCGUCGAGGUUCUGGACGGACCAUUUCCCAAACUCCUUGGCCGACCGCUGGUCCUCCGAGCUCCCAAUGAUUUGGCCCAGCUUGUGUCAUGGUCAAGUGAAGAUCACUAAACUCAAAAUCGGGGAAGAUUUGGAUGCAGCAUUUCGGAAAGCAACUCAAGAUCUAGAUGAACCACGACUAGUUAUCUUCACCACAUCACCACCCCCUCUCGACACGAGCCCAUCGAACGUGAUAGACAAACGUGGCCUACCGGAUAUCAUGGCGGAGAACAGCAGCAGGAUUCCGUUGUCCGCGGAGAGCCUUCCGGGCCCAAAGACCGGCGUAUUCUGGCGAUACAGCUUCCUAUCCGAUUACUUGAUCGUCGGAGUCCUCGUCAUGCUCUUGCUCUUCAUCCCCCCCGUCGUCUUGGGCUCCUUUGCCCUCCAAUCCAUCGAAUCUCCCAAAGGCUUGAAAACUAAAAUGGUCGGCCAAGUCAGUGAAGUCAAAGGAAACUGA
Molecule: messenger RNA, 756 nt
Organism: Puccinia triticina
Lineage: Eukaryota; Fungi; Basidiomycota; Pucciniomycetes; Pucciniales; Pucciniaceae
Exons: 3
Coding region: 1-756 (251 amino acids)
Source: RefSeq, a predicted model, not a curated record